UCCGGAACCCCCGAUCUCCGGCGAGCGGCCAUGUCGCUCCACCAGCGGCCGCACCAGAAGCCGCCGGCCGCUGGCGACGUCCUCCCCAUCUCCUCCCCCUCCACCGGUACAGCUCCAUCCCGCCCGCUCCCCUACCUCUUCUCCCUCCUCGCGCUCCUCCUCUUCGCAGCCCUCCUCCUCCCCUGGGGCCCCACCCGCCCCUCCUCGGUCCCCGCCUCCCCGUGGCGCGCCUACACGCUCCAGGAGGCUGCGGCCUUCGCCGCCGCCGCGGGCAACGGCACCGUGCUGCUCGCCGCGGUCUCUGGGCCCUACCUCCCCUUCCUCGCCAACUGGCUCAUCAGCGUCCGCCGCGCCGGCCGCGCCGACCAGGUGCUCGUCAUCGCGGAGGACUACGAGACUCUAGACCGCAUCAACACCGCGUGGCCGGGGCACGCCGUCCUCGUGCCCCCCGCGCCUGAUGCUCGGAGAGCGCACAAGUUCGGAUCCCAGGGUUUCUUCAACUUCACCUCGCGCCGGCCGCGGCACCUGCUGCAGAUUCUUGAGCUGGGGUAUAGCGUCAUGUACAAUGAUGUCGACAUGGUGUGGCUUGCCGACCCAUUCCCCUACAUUGUCGGGGAUCACGAUGUCUACUUCAUGGACGACAUGACUCCUGUGAAACCACUCGAUCACUCGCAUGAGCUGCCACCGCCAGGUAAGAAAGGGAGGACAUAUAUUUGCAGCUGCAUGAUCUUCCUCCGGCCGACUGAAGGUGCCAAGCUGUUGCUAAGGAAGUGGAUUGAGGAGCUUAAGGUGCAGCCCUGGUCGAAGCAGAGGAAGUCAAAUGAUCAGCCAGGUUUCAACUGGGCUUUGAACAAGACUGCUGGGCAGGUUGAUGUGUACCUGCUGCCUCAGUCUGCAUUUCCAACUGGUGGCCUAUAUUUCAAGAAUAAAACAUGGGUCAAAGAGACGAAGGGCAAACAUGUCAUUAUACAUAAUAACUACAUCACAGGGUUUGAGAAGAAGAUAAAACGGUUCCGUGAUCAUGGGCUGUGGCUGAUUGCGAUCACAAGGACUCAGAACUCCAUGGGACAAGGAGCUGCCAAGGCGAAGCAAGGGGGUGAGGAGGCAGCGCAGAAGACGGAGAAGAAGGACGAGAAGAAAGCGCACAAAUCCAACGAUGCAGACGCGCUCAUUGCGUUCAUGAAGCAGCAAUACGACGACAAAGUGAAGCCUGUAAAGAACUUCGAUGAAUUCUACCACGCCAUUUACGAGCUCAUCCAAAUGUUCUGCGAGAGCCGUGGGCAGUUGCAGUACAGGAUACCAUCAAAAGAGGAGCUCCAGAAACAGUACGAGAAGGCCCACUCGGGCAGCGCGAACCUGACCCCGGAGCAGUUCGAGAAGAUCGCAACGGGUAUCCUCAAGGUGGACAGCUUCACCUUCGGCAGGGCCGCCGUGGACAUCCUCCUCGUCCUCUUCGGCCUCCCCGUGUGCGCGCUCCUCACCAAGAGGGUCGUCCCGGGCCUCAAGGCCAUCUCCGACGACAUCGUCAUCCCGGCCGCCACCUCCGGCGCCGUCGUCUACCUCGCCAAGUCCAACAAGCUCUGACCGGCGCCAAGUCCACGGAAAAGCAAAACCGGGUGGCGCAUGUUUCGCCGGAAUAAAUGUCAUAUAUGUUGCAAACGAACUGUAAAAACUGUAAACUGUGUCAGAUCUCGAAAGAUUGAACCGUACGUAUAUCUUGGUGAAAUGGGAUUUGUUUGAAGUUUACCAUUUGA
Messenger RNA from Panicum virgatum (switchgrass), 1754 nucleotides. Its product is annotated as UDP-D-xylose:L-fucose alpha-1,3-D-xylosyltransferase MGP4-like. NCBI's taxonomy places the organism in Eukaryota, Viridiplantae, Streptophyta, Magnoliopsida, Poales, Poaceae. Gene Ontology annotation, cellular component: Golgi apparatus. Gene Ontology annotation, molecular function: glycosyltransferase activity. The record is from RefSeq and is a predicted model, not a curated record. The coding region runs from base 31 to 1584 and encodes 517 amino acids. The transcript has 8 exons.